Messenger RNA from Zonotrichia albicollis (white-throated sparrow), 1776 nucleotides. NCBI's taxonomy places the organism in Eukaryota, Metazoa, Chordata, Aves, Passeriformes, Passerellidae. The record is from RefSeq and is a predicted model, not a curated record.
AGGCUCGCAUGGAGGUGGAUGCUGAUGGGAACGGUGCUAAAAUCUUCGCCUACGCCUUCGACAAGAACCGGGGCCGGGGCUCGGGGCGCCUCCUGCACGAGCUGCUCUGGGAGAGGCACAGGGGAGGGAUUGCUCCUGGCUUCCAGGUGGUGCACCUGAACUCGGUGACCGUGGACAACCGCCUGGACAACCUGCGCCUCGUGCCCUGGGGCUGGAAGCCCAAGGCUGAGGACAUCUCCAGCAAACAAAGCUGCGCGAGUUCAACAUCUGUGGGCGCUGCCAGGUGGCGCGGUACUGCGGCUCGCAGUGCCAGCAGAAGGACUGGCCUGCCCACAAGAAGCACUGUCGGGAGAAGAAGAGAACCUUCCAGCAGGAGCUCGGCCCCGAGCGGUGACCGGGCAGCAGAGGCCUCUCAGCAGCAGGAUUCCUUCCCAAAGGCAUUGGACUCUUGCUUUUGCACAGUAUGACAGACUGCUUAUCAAAGCCAGAGGCACUGAAGAAAAACCCUGUGAUGCUUGAGCAGAAUGGCUGACUGGACUAAGCCAGCUCUGACUGGUGCUGUGGAAAGGGAUCGGGUCUGCCCUUCCAGUAUUAUAUUCUCAAGCAAAAAGACUACUGUGGAGCUCCAGGCAGGAAGCUUCUCAUUAUUUAUAUGUUAAUACGUUUGUAAACUCAUGUACAGUUUUUGUUAGGAAUUCUUGAUAGCACUCAUUAACUGUAAUGUUCAGAUGAGAACAUGUUGUUGGCCUAAAAGUUAAAAAAAGAAAGAAAAAAAAAAAAGAAAAAAAGUCAUGUAGCAAAAGCUUUUCCUCCCAUGUGGCAGAAGUGUCUGUGGCAGUGCCAAGGCCGGCGGGGCAGGCUCUGGCAUCAGCACUUACUCUGGAGAACUCUGCAUGGAAGCUCUAUUUCAAAAAAAAAAUACAAACAAAAAAAGAGCAAACCAAGUAAAGGUUGGAAUGAAUCCAUGUCUGCUCUCUGGCUUUUUCCCCUUCCCUUCCAGCUGCCUUCAGGGCUCAGCCACCCUAGCUGCUGGCAGGCCCUGCAGGCAGGAGCAGGGCCCAGGAGCUGCGUGGGGCCAAGGGACCCCUGGGAUCUGGUCCAGGACUGCAGCUGGGGCUGCUGGAGAUGGGCCUUGGAGCAGCCAGGAUUCCCAGGGAGCUGGGUCAGCUCUCUGCCCACAGCCUGGCACAGAGGGCAGUGCCAGGGGAGCUCAGGGAGCAGCUGUGUGGGGAUGUGGUCGCCCUCGUGGCUUCCCCGUAGCAUAGGAAACACUCCAGUCGUGUGCAGAGAUGUUUAAAUAUCUAAUAUUGGGUGAUUUGAAUUAUUUAUUCACUUUUUUAAGAGUUGUCAUCAAUCCAAGAAUCACUUUUUGAUUUUUUUUAAUGUAGUAAUGAGUAACAGUAGUAUGGGAGGAGGAUUUCCCUUGCAGAGCACAUGCCUAUUUUUCUUUUCAUGAAUAACCAUUUUCUAUUCCAUUUUUGCCUUAGAAGUGAAAGGAACAUCAGCUGAGUUUCCUGAAGAGCUAAAUGGAUAAUUUAGUGCCAGGUGUUAGUCUUGCUUCACAGUAGAAGAAUGUGAGCUGCUGAGUGCUUAAUGCAGAGCCUUUCUUGGAGUGCUUAGUGAAAAUUUUUUUGUAAAAGCCGUUUAGAAUUUUGAUUUUUUUCAAUCAGGAUUCACUUUGCCACUUCAUGUUGCAAUGUUGGUCUUGCUUGUAUUCAAUUUGUUAGAAAAUUGAUCUGCUGUGGACUUCCAAUAUUAUAUUCUGUUUCUAAUAUC